CCGUCGUUCCAGGCAGUCGCGAUAUAAAGUUCACAGAGAUAUCUAGUAACUCUUGUGUAUCUAUCAGAAGUCGAAAAAACUUCACUUCCUAGUUGAGCUAAACUAGUAGCUCUAUUCGAUAACAUUUACGAAGCCAACUACGUAAAAAAAACGUCACGACACGUGAUCUAAUUUGCGCCUUUCCGCUGAUCAUUCUAAUCAGCAACCACGAAGCUGCUCGAGGGCUGCGCUGCCGAGUGCGAGGUUGGGAGGGCCAUGAAGACAUCUACAUUAUUGUGCAGUGACUUGAUCAAGCAGGAGUGUGACAUCAUAUGUACUUGGAUUGGAGGAUGUUUAAAAAAAAUUCGAUACGAGAUGCCUGCAAGGACCUCGUCCUGUCUGAUGAUCAGCUCCAACUCGUCAUGCAAAAGCUCACUGACGAGAUAAAUGCUGGCUUAUCAAGGACAACUCACGAUGAUUCAGUCGUCAAGUGUUUCACCACUUACGUGCAGGAUCUGCCCAAUGGCACCGAGAACGGCAAUUUCCUGGCACUGGAUUUGGGUGGUACAAAUUUCAGAGUAUUGUUAAUCACACUGGAAGGCCAAAAAUCCGACAUGAAAAGCAAAAUCUACGCGAUACCACAGAGUUUGAUGCUGGGAACCGGUACCCAAUUAUUCGAUCACAUCGCUCAAUGUUUGGCAUUGUUUAUAAAAGAUCUCAAUCUACAGAAUGAGAUACUGCCAUUAGGCUUCACCUUCAGUUUUCCUCUGAAGCAAUACGGAUUGACAAAGGGUAACUUGGUGAGAUGGACUAAGGGAUUCAAUUGCAGUGGUGUGAUCGGCGAAAAUGUUGUUGCCCUUCUCGAAGAAGCAAUUAGUAGAAGAAAAGAUGUUAAAAUCGACGUAUGCGCAAUUCUAAAUGACACCACCGGCACCUUAAUGUCAUGUGCUUUCAAAAAUCAAAACUGCAGAAUUGGUUUAAUUGUCGGUACUGGAUUCAAUGCCUGCUACGUCGAGAAAACGAAGAAUGCGGAGUGUGCAAUUCCGGGCAACUAUGAUAAAAAUAAGGCCCAUAUGCUCAUCAACACAGAAUGGGGUGCAUUUGGUGAAAGGGGUGUGCUGGAUUUCAUAAUAACUGAAUUUGAUCGUGCAAUAGAUGAAAAUUCUAUUAAUCCGACGAAACAACUAUUUGAGAAGAUGAUCUCGGGGAUGUACAUGGGUGAACUGGCAAGACUAGUGCUCGAAAAAUUAGUAAAUGCCGGUCUUCUAUUCGGUGGCAAAUGCCCAAGUGAUCUCAGAAAGCGCGGAAAAUUCUUCACCAAAUACGUCUCCGAGAUUGAAAACGAUCCUAAGGGAAGAUACACGAACUGUCGGGAAAUAUUGGCCGAACUGGGACUGCGAAAUGUGAGCGAUCAGGAUUGCGAGAACGUGAGAUACGUUUGUUCAGUAGUGUCCAGAAGAGCGGCGCAUUUGGUGAGCGCAGGAAUAGCGACGUUACUGAAUAAAAUGAGCGAAGAUAAUGUAACUGUGGGCAUCGACGGUUCGGUGUAUCGAUUCCACCCGCACUUCCACGAUCUCAUGACAGCGAAAAUUAGCGAACUCCAGCCUUACAAGUUCGAUCUAAUGCUUUCGCACGAUGGCAGUGGUCGUGGUGCAGCUUUGGUCGCUGCAGUUGCAUCACAGAGGCGGUGAAGACGCGGUUGUCGGUAGCGAGAUAGAAUUCAAUUAUAUGUAACAUAAAACCGACACAGACGAUGGUACGAGAGUUGAUUUGAAUGAAUGAUGAGCGAGUGAAUACGAGUGCGAGCGUUGAAGAGAAAUUACGACUUUUCUCUACGUUUUAGAAGCAUUUUCUACACUGUGUGUGUCCUUCUUUCUUUAAAUUCAUUUAAAAUUAUUAUAAGAUCAUUAUUCUAAGUUUCUGCACUCUUGAAUAAUUUGCUAGUCGAAAAAAUUUGUGGAAAAUGUCUAGGCAAGCAUAAUUAUACUAUGGACUUUUCUUCAAAAUAUUUUA
Messenger RNA from Camponotus floridanus (Florida carpenter ant), 1992 nucleotides. RefSeq names its product hexokinase type 2 (gene Hex-A). The transcript has 8 exons. NCBI's taxonomy places the organism in Eukaryota, Metazoa, Arthropoda, Insecta, Hymenoptera, Formicidae. Gene Ontology annotation, biological process: glucose 6-phosphate metabolic process; intracellular glucose homeostasis; glycolytic process. The record is from RefSeq and is a predicted model, not a curated record. Gene Ontology annotation, cellular component: mitochondrion; cytosol. Gene Ontology annotation, molecular function: glucokinase activity; mannokinase activity; ATP binding. Bases 312 to 1670 code for a protein of 452 amino acids.